AUGGGCGCAAUAAUCUUGGCGACGCUGCUGGAAGCCGCGCCUGCCGAUGUGCGCGUGGAAUUCGAGCAUCUCGGGUCAUAUGUCUUGGGAGACCUUGCGGCUGCGCAGGAAGAGCUUCGGGCGCUGGCGAAGGACAAGCUUCUCGCCGUGCUGCCGGCGGUUUCAUUUCAGGCUCUUCUGGACUACGCCGUCGAGACAGGCAAGUUUGCAGAAGUGGCCGCCACCCUCUUCUGUGUCUCCGCUUCCGAGUUGGAAGUUUUGCGAAACAAGUUGCAAAAUGGAGGUCCUUUGACUUUUUUGGCCUUGGAGGCUAAUGUCAACGGUGGCGAAGCGAAAAUCACGCCGGCUCUGCAAGGCUUUCGCUAUGAGACUGCCACUGGAAUCCAAGCGGCUGCGCUGGCCAAUCAAGAGACCGCGCUCUGGGACGCCACGGCAACCUUGCUGACGCAAGAGUGGCAACCUCAUAACGCUGCCAAAGACUACGCGUCUGUGCUCGGGCAGCUAUCUGCCUGUGCGCUGUUGGACUGCCACGCGCAAGCGCAGCAAGAGACAGAGUAUUUGCACGGUCGCGUCUUUCAGUUGAACAAUGUUCACAUUCCAUUUCCACCGCCAGAAGACCUUUACGAAGACCGCAUUUACUGGACCGCUCGUAUCCGCGACUUCUCUGGCUGCUUGGACGUGGGGAUUCGAAGCAGCUCCCACUGUGCCGCUGACACUUUGUCUUGGCCGUUGCUGGCCAGUGUAAAGAUCUUGGCCACGGUGCGUGAUGCAGAUGUCGCCGCGACACAAGCUCAAGACAGCCAGUCCGGAAUGAAGCGGAUGCGCUUUGUUCUGGUGGAAGCAGAAGAACAAGACUUGAAGCAAGAGGCCACGCAGCCUCUUUUGUCUCUCUUGCAGUUGCAACAAAGGGUGUCCUCCAAGCGCACCGAACAACAAGAAGCUGCCAGCGGGCUCCGUUUGGUCACCAAAGACAUCAUCGAUGGUUUAGCAGAGGCAGACGCUGCCGCGGCCGAAAAAUUCACAGCCAUAGCUUACUGCACUGUUCAUAACUUGAAGGAUUUCGUCUUGGACCCACCUCGGACGGGCAAAAAGUUGCAGUAUGCCUUGGCCAUAGCGUGCUCCAAGUCUGCGACGGAAGGGCAAGCCGAGCUCAUUGUGGAACAGCUGCAGCUGCUGCGUGAAGCAGAUGUUGACGUGGCCACGAAGUGCAUGCGCCAACUGCUCCUGAUGUCUAGCGUGACUGCUACGCGCGGACCUCCGCCUGGCACGCAUGCUCCCUGGACAGAGUCGACAGCGCCCGCCUUGCAACAAGCCCUUUGCCCAGCUCUGAGUGCAUACCCCCGUGGAGAGCCGUGGGCGAAUGCACCUACAGCACCGGGCGUACACGCCUGCAGCGACUGA
Molecule: messenger RNA, 1401 nt
Organism: Effrenium voratum
Lineage: Eukaryota; Dinophyceae; Suessiales; Symbiodiniaceae
Source: the annotation of a GenBank genome assembly